AUGUACAGUUUAACGGUUUUAGGGGUGUUGUUGGCAGUAUGUGGGGGUGCAUUCAGCCACAGUUACCACUUGGGGGCGUGCCCUGUGGUGGAACCCAUGCCCGGGUUCGAAAUGAACAAGAUGUUGGGCGUAUGGUACGUGAUCCAGAAGACGUCGACGGCCUCACAUUGUCUCACCUACAACUUCACGAAGACCGAUGAGCCAUACAGAUAUGAACUGGAACAGUCUUCUCAGCACUUUAUCUUGGGACUGACGCCUCUUAAGCAUGACUAUAGGUAUACUGGAGUACUAACAGUCCCAGAUCCCGCAGUUCCAGCUAGAAUGAAAGUCAGGUUCCCACUGAGCGUAGCCGGGUCAGCAAGCUACACCGUCCUGAUGACUGACUACACCACCCACGCCGUCGUCUUCACGUGCCAGAAGCUUGCGUUCGCGCACCGAAGGUCUGCCACCAUCCUUUCAAGGACCAAGGAACUCGACAGGAUUUACUUGGACAAGAUGCGCAACAGGUUGGCAGCUUUCGGUGUGGACCCGUAUGACCUGUCCAUCAUAUCGCAGAGCGAGUGUCCUACCCAUAAGAAUGCCUCCGAAGGUGUCAACAUCAACAUCGACCCUGAGACCUUCUCUUCACACAACAUCGGACAAGCUGUCAGGAAGACUGGCUCCGCUAUCGCUGACGGCGUAGAGUACGUGGUAGAGGCCGGUAAGACUGUGUACAACAAGGUGGCGAGCAGCAAGGAGGACCUCACCGAGUCUCCCGCCGGACGCUCGCACUCCGUCAAAGAUGACGCCGAGUGGUUGCCUUGA
Molecule: messenger RNA, 804 nt
Organism: Spodoptera littoralis (African cotton leafworm)
Lineage: Eukaryota; Metazoa; Arthropoda; Insecta; Lepidoptera; Noctuidae
Source: the annotation of a GenBank genome assembly